AAACACUCAAACAGAACUCUUCACUCUGAAGUCUGAACCUCAGCUGCCUGCCGCCAUAGAGCUCUCAGCUUCCGUCCCAGAAGCCCUGGACAUUAACUCACCAAAAAAAAACCAAACACAACAUCCUCCUCAAAAUCCUUACCAAAAAGAGGCACACAGAGAAAUCUUUGUAAAAAAGGUUGCUUUCUUUGCUGUCUAAGAGAAGCUAAAAUGGAAAGCAGCAGCAGUAGUAGUGGAGGAGUACCAGAAUCAACCAUCGAAGCAGUAGAAAGAACCGUGGCAAAUCUGAAACUAGUGGAGACCCAUUUGCUUGAAUUCUUGUCUCUUGCGAACCCUGAUGUCCUUGAUGAAAUGCCACCUCUUCAAAGGGCUCAAUCUCUCUUUAUGCUUGCUAAGGCUACUUCUACUAUCUUUGCAUUGAGAUUGAGAACUACUGGAAUUCACCCUGAUGAGCAUCCUAUUAAGACAGAGCUUGAGAGGUUGAGCUUGUAUCAAGACAAACUAGAGCAGUUCAUCAAUAUAAGUAAAGAACCAUCGCAGCGUUCUACUACUUUAAAUUACCGGGCUGCAACCCGUUUCAUCGAGCAUUCGUUGCCUGACCUUACCCCUGAACAACGGAAAAGCAUGAGGGAUAUCAGUAGAGGAGAAGGGUCGAAGAUUAAGUAUGUGGAGAGGAGCACCCACAAGAAGAGAAAAUAUGAUACAUCCGAAAAACAAUCAGUUAAAGCCGCUGCCCAAGAAUUUCUUGAAAAAGCUGCCCGUGAGCUUUUUGGUGGCAACACAGAUGGUUUCAAGGGACCUCUUGUAAAAGUUGACUCGGCAUCUGAUGACAAUCCUGUGGACUGAUUUCCUACUAUAUCUUGGUAUAUGGAUUUCACGGACAAGAUCUGCCAGUGUUUGUCAUCAGCCUCGAGCAAGUUGUAAACUUUGGCCUAUUUUGCGAAUGAAUCUUUUAUUGUCAAAAGCGUUUCGUGAUGACAGGUGGCGCCGCUAGAAAAGCCUCAGGAGCACCCCCGCUUGUCUCAUGUGUUGUUAUCUCUCUUAAAUUUAGGGAGAGAGUUGUGGUUGUAAAAGAUAUCAUCAUCAUGUGAUCUGAUUCUUGUGUUGAACUCCACGAGGCUUUUUUUUUUUUUUUGAGAGGCAUGUGAUUCUUCAUAGGACCGUCAUUUUUUAGCCUGCUUAUUUUGUCAACGGCCUUGGUGAUGUUCUGAAAAAAUAUGACCUUUGUUGACAGAAAGUUAAUCCUUGCGCCUUAAUGAGGGCAAGGUGAAGCUCGUGAACUCGAA
Molecule: messenger RNA, 1286 nt
Organism: Populus trichocarpa (black cottonwood)
Lineage: Eukaryota; Viridiplantae; Streptophyta; Magnoliopsida; Malpighiales; Salicaceae
Exons: 6
Coding region: 211-846 (211 amino acids)
Biological process (GO): regulation of gene expression; maturation of 5.8S rRNA
Cellular component (GO): exosome (RNase complex); nucleolus
Molecular function (GO): RNA binding; DNA binding
Source: RefSeq, a predicted model, not a curated record